AUGAAGGCUGCAACCUUUGAGAACGCUAAACGUCACUUCAUGAAGAAGGACAAACCAGUGAAGGAGGCGUCAUUGGGGCCCUACGCCUGGCAAAGAAUUCCAAGAGAACCAGUUGAAGCCAGGAUCCAUCAAACCAUUCGACAUGUCGAUUCCAUUGGCGGUCAAAACUUGGAUUUGAAACAAAGAAGCCGUAGUCCACCCCAAUCACGUGGUACUUCCUUGGAUGCUAAGUUUCGACAUUUCCUGGAUGAACACCUUUUGAGCUUGAGUCGAACAGCUGAUGUUUUUCAACGAAUUGGUGAAGAGAAACAUAUGGUGUGCAAACUUCCAAAACCUGGCGUGAAGGGGUGCAAGAACUACUUGCCUGGUGGGGAUAGCAGUGACUAUGGAGGCAGACCUUUGGCAUUGCAUCCAUUUGGGAAUAGGUGCAGGGAGGCUGUUCGACAGUUGAACGCUGCUUUGAGCUUCCUUUACAAUGCUCCACUUUUUCUGGAGUAUACCGAGUGUAAGUACGUGGUGGAUCGAGGCCAUUGGAAACGUGAGUGCCCAUUUGGUUCUGUGGCAACCGCCAAUACUUCCAGCAAGAAGCCAGAGAAUGAGAACUUCACAGGCCUGAUGAUCGAUGACUACGAGAUCUACACGGAGAAUGUCUACUCUGCAGCAACUGGAAGUGAUCUGGUGAUGGAGCUUCCCCCGGGAGCGCAGAUUCUGGAGGUCGGUGAGGAAAACGGAGUUUGGGAGGGUCAUGAUUGUGGUGAGUUCGAACAUGCAAACAUGGGUGAUUGUGGUUUUGUUGGUCCUAGGAAUUUCACACUCAAUGAACUGGCCACCAAUCUCGAACACCGACUUGUUGCCUGCUGUAGGAAUAUUAGCCACGAUGACAUCAAGUCCGCUCUGCCGACUGCCAACUGCGAGCCAGCAUGCGAUGGAUCCACUUUUCUGCCAGAUCACAGUGAUCUCAAGGCAGGUGGAGCCUGCAUUUUUAAUGUAGAGGAAGCUGAUGAUGAGGCCAUCAUAGAUACUGGGGCCAGCAAAGCAGUUAUUGGGAAAGAUCGUUUAUCUAGGCUAUUGAAAAGCUUGCCAAAGGGAAUCAGGGCAAUGUCGUCGCAGGAGCACUACCUGAAACAGGCACUGACUGCGCCAGUGGAUGCCAGCCUCCAGAGCCAGCAACAGCAUCACGAGAUGCCUGCAGUGCUGACUCGACCACCCGGGGUGGCCACCUUGGAGGAAUGGGGCAGAACACGUGUGCCCUCCGGGAAACAUCCCGGCAAGACGUUUGCAGAGAUCUACGAGACCGACAGGGCCUACAUGCGACAGAUGUGGAAUCGCAAAGCGGUGUCGUCAUGGACACGCAGUUUCCAGCUGUACUGUCGUCAUCGCAGGGACAAGAGCAUCGAGAAUCAGGAGCGAGAGACCAGAGAGCAGAGCUUGCAAAUGCCAAUCUCUCCACACAUGACUCCGGAGGUGCAGGAGCUGAUCGCAGCGGGGGGAGCUCCAUGGUUCACACCCCGCACCAAUGCCCAGCACAUUGCCGCCAAGGCGAAGUCCAAGAGCACGAUGGUGCCACCGAAGUCCAGUCCGGAGUUUGUGGAAGAAACUGGAUGGGAAAAGAUCAACAUGGAGGAAAAGAACAACAAACGGGGAUAUCCGCAGUCAAGCAUGCCGACGAUGGAGAUUCAGCCCAACGAGGAUCGUGUGAGGGAGCUGAACACCCAGAUUGCAGUGCUGCAACGAGAGCUGCAACUGGAAAUUCAGGGCAGACCCAGCACAGGGGAAGGUCGGGCAAUUGCAACUGCCGAAGACCACCGAGUUCUUACAGAAGAGGUUAUCCUAAAUAGUUCUGGGGAACAACCUUUGUUGGUAGAAGAGAUGGUUCUUGGUUUGGAACACGAUAGACCAGAACUGGCACAUGAAUCCUUGCAGUUGCAGAAGCGGCGUCGUGUCGAGCUGAAACAGCCCGAAUCCUCACUGUAUGGAAAGGCACCAUCUUGGAAAGAUGUUUUCCGACAGGCUGGGUAUGAGACACCACGUGUUGGGGGUCAUCGUUUUGAAGAGGGAACUGUUUUGGUGAAACUGAUGCAACAGCUGGUGCCUGAGUUUGCAGUGAAAUUAGUCAUCGCGUGUCGUGGCACUGAAAGACAUCGAACUGAUGGUGUGGAUCAACAUGGGGAUAAAUAUCCAUGGCGGAAAACUGUUUUGGUUCAUCGUGAAACUGGUGAUGUUGUGGAAACUGGACCAGCCGAACAGUGGCUCCGAUUGACUCGUGCCCGACAAAUCAGGCUCCAAGUUCUUCCUCCACUUGAUGGCAGUUCCGCCGCUGAGAAUGAGGAUCAGCUCAUGCCACCAGCUGAGCAUGAUGUUCCAUCGGGGGUUAAGGUUGAGAGUCAGAUUCAAGUGUAUCAAGAGGCAUGGGUCCAUUGGGCAGGCCCGAGCCGUGUUCUGUAUUUGGACCCUGCUGGUGAAUAUGUCAGAAAGAUCGAGCUCGAAAAAGGAGACUGGGUCCUCUACUGGCGAAAGAGCCAGGGAAAUAGCCGAAUCUGUCGGGGGCGUUGGUAUGGACCAGCUCAAGUCAUUGCCAUUGAGCACAAACGGGUUGUUUGGUUGAGCCAUUUGGGCAGAUUGGUUCGUGCCAGCCCUGAACAGAUAAGACCAGCAUCUCUGAGGGAAUAUUCCAAUCUUCCUCGAAACUCCGAAGGUGAUGAAAGUGGUCUUUUUGGUGAUGAUGUUUUGGUUGACAGUGAUUUGUCCAAUGGCCUGGAGUUCGAAGAGGAUUCCUCGUGUGGUGACAUCCACAUUGAGUGCAGAGGCCAUUUCUUUAAGCUCGGCCUUAGACCGUUUGGGAUACAUCCGUGUCUGUUGGGAAUGGUUGAAAAAUCCUGCGGUUGA
Molecule: messenger RNA, 2886 nt
Organism: Cladocopium goreaui
Lineage: Eukaryota; Dinophyceae; Suessiales; Symbiodiniaceae
Source: the annotation of a GenBank genome assembly